This is a messenger RNA of Aspergillus bombycis, 2703 nucleotides long. RefSeq names its product snoRNA-binding rRNA-processing protein PWP2. NCBI's taxonomy places the organism in Eukaryota, Fungi, Ascomycota, Eurotiomycetes, Eurotiales, Aspergillaceae. Gene Ontology annotation, biological process: maturation of SSU-rRNA from tricistronic rRNA transcript (SSU-rRNA, 5.8S rRNA, LSU-rRNA); ribosomal small subunit assembly. The record is from RefSeq and is a predicted model, not a curated record. Gene Ontology annotation, molecular function: protein binding. Gene Ontology annotation, cellular component: small-subunit processome; Pwp2p-containing subcomplex of 90S preribosome. The transcript has 5 exons. Bases 1 to 2703 code for a protein of 900 amino acids.
AUGAAGACAGAUUUCAAGUUUUCCAACCUACUGGGUACGGUCUAUCGCAAAGGAAAUCUUCUUUUCACUCCCGAUGGCACCUGUCUGCUUUCCCCGGUAGGAAACCGGGUUACGGUCUUCGACCUUGUUCACAAUACAUCAUACACUCUCCCCUUUGCGCACCGCACGAACAUCGACCGUUUAGACCUGACGCCUCAAGGCAACCUCCUGCUGUCCGUUGACGAAAAUGGGCGCGCAAUCUUGACGAACUUCAAGCGCCGGAUUGUUAUCCACCACUUCUCUUUUAAGGGCCGUGUCUCCUCCCUCAAAUUCUCCCCGUCCGGCCGAUUCUUUGCUGUAGGAGUGGGGCGACGACUGCAGUUUUGGCACACCCCUUCAACGCCAGGUGCGGACAAUAAUGGAGAGCUUGAGUUCGCACCUUUUGUCUUACACCGAGACCUUGCUGGCCAUUUUGACGUCAUUCAGCAUUUGGAAUGGUCUCACGAUUCGCGUUUCAUUCUCACUGCUUCCAAGGAUUUAACAGCACGGGUAUGGAGUUUGGAUCCAGAGGAGGGCUUUGAACCCACCACAUUGGCAGGGCACCGGCAAGGUGUGAAGGCGGCAUUCUUUUCUGCUGACCAAGAAUCUAUCUAUACCGUUAGUCAAGAUGGAGCUUUAUUUAGGUGGGAAUAUGUGACCAAGAAAGACCCCGAUACCAUGGAUGACGUCGCCGAGGCCCGCUGGAGGAUUGUGAAAAAGGACUUCUUUAUGCAAAAUGAUGCCAAGGUCAAUUGCACUGCAUUCCAUGCCCCCACUAAUCUUCUAGUGGUGGGCUUUUCGAACGGUCUUUUUGGGCUCUACGACUUGCCCGAGUUCAACAUGAUACACCUUCUGAGCGUCUCCCAGAGCAACAUCGACUAUGUGACGGUAAACAAAUCUGGCGAAUGGCUGGCUUUUGGCUCCUCUAAGCAUGGCCAACUGCUAGUAUGGGAAUGGCAGUCCGAGUCGUACAUUUUGAAACAACAGGGUCAUCUCGAGUCUAUGGGCUCCCUAGUUUACUCCCCCGACGGCCAGAAGAUCGUUACGACUUCAGACGAUGGAAAAGUCAAGGUCUGGGACGUUAAGUCGGGCUUCUGUAUCGUGACAUUUACGGAACACAGCAGCGGAGUCACUGCUUGCCAGUUCGCCAAGAAAGGAAGUGUCUUGUUCACAGCUUCAUUGGAUGGUUCAGUGAGAGCGUGGGACCUCAUCCGUUAUCGCAAUUUCCGAACCUUCACCGCGCCGUCUCGAUUGUCAUUUUCUUCGCUUGCUGUCGACCCAAGUGGCGAAGUGGUCUGUGCCGGAUCUCCAGAUUCGUUUGAUAUUCAUAUAUGGUCUGUCCAGACCGGACAACUGCUUGAUCAACUCAGUGGCCACGAAGGCCCCGUUUCCGCUCUUGCUUUUGCUGCAGACGGCAACCACCUUGUCAGUGGUAGCUGGGAUCGUACAGUUCGCAUAUGGAGCAUUUUCGGGCGAACACAGACCAGCGAGCCGUUGCAACUCGUGUCUGAUGUUCUCAGCGUUGCUUUUAGGCCAGAUGGUAAACAGGUGGCUGCAUCAUCGCUAGAUGGCCAGUUAACUUUCUGGUCUGUGGCCGAUGCAGUACAAGAAAGCGGAAUUGAUGGUCGUCGUGACGUCUCAGGAGGCCGCAAGACAGCUGAUCGCCAAACCGCUGCAAACGCCGCAGGAACUAAGUUUUUCAACUGUAUUACAUACAGCGCUGAUGGAAGCUGUAUCCUCGCUGGAGGCAACAGCAAGUACAUUUGCCUGUAUGACGUGAGGACGGGCUCGUUGGUGAAGAAGUACACAGUUUCCGUCAACACCUCGCUUGAUGGUACCCAGGAGAUCUUAAACAGUCGCGACAUGACAGAAGCUGGUCCCCGAGACCUGAUCGAUGAGACAGGCGAGGCAUCGGAUCGCGAAGACCGUAUUGAUCGCUCCCUUCCUGGCGCAAAGCGUGGCGACGCUGGAGCUCGUACUACUCGGCCGGAAGUACGCGUCACUUCCGUUAAUUUCUCCCCAACUGGACGUGCAUUUUGUGCGGCGUCUACGGAGGGUCUUCUCAUCUAUAGCCUGGAUACAGAAUAUGUUUUCGAUCCCUUUGAUCUUGACAUUUCGAUCACCCCGGCUAGCAUUAUGGAGACUCUUGAGAAUGCCAAACAGGCAUAUACAACAGGCACGAGCGAUAAUGAUGACACUUUCCUGAAGGCGAUGGUUAUGGCGUUCCGGCUGAAUGUGUCGAAGUUUAUCCGCCUAGUUCAUGAAGCAGUCCCGCCGUCCGAAAUCUCUCAUGUCGUUCGUGCCGUGCCAACUGUCUACCUUCCUCGUCUGCUGCGUUAUGUCGCUCACGCCGCUGAGGAAACCCCUCACCUGGAGUUCAACUUGCUGUGGAUUGAAUCUCUCCUGAGCAGCCAUGGCCGAUAUUUUAAGGAAAAUUCCGGUACUUUUGCGCCAGAGCUUCGCGCUGUUCAGCGUGCCAUUGACGACAUCCGGGAGAACCUGAAGAGGAUGACAGAGAAGAACCUGUACGAUUUGAACUAUCUACUGUCGAAACCCGUACUUGCGGGCAAGAAGACGAGCAACACUCUAACCUUGGCGGAUGUUGAAACGGAUGACACGACAGCAAAUUAUGAGGACAUGGCUGGCACCGCAGGUGAGGAAGAGGAAUGGAUUGGGCUUGAGUGA